UCUCUUUGCAAAUGCCGCGCUCACCCUCCGCUCUCUCAAAUUCUCUUUUUCUUUCUCUUUUUGGGGACUCGGUUUCAAUCAAAUUUUCCUCUCAUGUCCGACUCUCAGGCCAAUUUUCCUUCAAAACCCUAAUACUAUUAACAAUGGAAGGAAUACCAGAAAUCAUCCCAAAUCAACAACCACUAACAGAAUCGCAAAUCCUUCAAACCCUAACAAAAAUCCUAACUUCAGAGAAACUCCAUCUUCAAAAUCUCAAUCCUUACAUUCCCCACCUCUCCUCAAGCCCUAAUCUCUUGGUCUCUCUCCUUUCUUCCAAAUCACUAUCUAAUAGACCUGCCACUCUCCUCUCCUUCUUCAAAUGGGCUCAGAGCCACCUCCCUCCUUCCUUCUUUCAAUCGCCACUUCCUCUCCUUUAUCUCCUCCCUCCUCUACUGUCACACCACAAAUUCUCCGAUGCCAAGUCCCUCCUUACCUCCUUCAUUGCCGCCGACAAGGCCAAUGUGCUCCACCGUCACAUUCUUCAUCCUCCUGCUGGGGUUGAGCACCGUCGCACCUUGAGGGCCCUUCUUGAUACCUCUAUUGGGGCAUAUGUUGCCUCUGGUAGGCCCCACUAUGCUGCCCAGAUUUUUAGCAAGAUGAAGAGAUUGCGUCUCAAGCCUAAUAUGCUCACUUGUAAUACUCUUCUGAAUGCUUUGGUCAGGUACCCUUCUUCCCAUUCUGUUCUUUUGUCUAAAGCCAUUUUUAGGGAUGUCAUUAAGCUCGGUGCUCAGGUUAAUACCAAUACUUUCAAUGUUUUGAUUUAUGGGUAUUGCUUGGAGAACAAGUUAGAGGAGGCAAUUGGACUUGUUGGUAAAAUGGGAGAGUUUGGUUGUUCCCCAGAUAACGUUACUUACAACACGAUUCUGGAUGUUUUGUGUAAGAAAGGUAAGUUGAAUGAGGCUAGGGAUUUGUUGUCGGAUAUGAAAGGUAAGGGGUUGUUGCCGAAUAGGAAUACUUAUAAUAUUUUGGUUUCUGGGUAUUGCAAGUUGGGGUGGUUGAAGGAGGCAGCACAAGUAAUUGAAUUAAUGACCCGGAAUAAUGUGUUUCCAGAUGUUUGGACUUACAAUGUGUUGAUUGGUGGGCUAUGUAAAGAAGGUAGGAUUGAUGAAGCAUUUAGAUUGAGAGAUGAUAUGGAAAAUUUAAAGUUGUUUCCUGAUGUUGUUACUUGCAAUACAUUGAUUAAUGGGUGCUUUGAGUGUAGUAAUAGCCCAAAGGCCUUUGAAUUGAUUGAAGAGAUGGAAAAGAAGGGAGUGAAGCUCAAUGCAGUUACAUACAACAUAAUGGUCAAGUGGUAUGUGAAGGAAGGGAAGAUGGAUGAUGCAGGAAAAAUCAUUAGGGAGAUGGAAGAAAGUGGAUUUUCACCUGACGGUGUUACCUAUAAUACUUUGAUAAGUGCGCAUUGCAAAGUGGGGAAGCUGGGUGAAGCAAUCAAGAUGAUGAAUGAAAUGGGGAGGAAAGGUUUGAAGAUGAAUAGUGUGACUCUUAAUACAAUUCUUUAUGCUCUUUGUGGGGAGAAGAAACUUGAUGAGGCAUAUGAGUUGCUAAAAACUGCUAGUAAGCGAGGCUAUUUUGUUGAUGAGGUCAGCUAUGGCACGUUGAUCAUGGGACAUUUUAAAGAUGAAAAGCCAGCUAAAGCAUUAAAACUUUGGGAUGAGAUGAAGGAGAAAGAGAUUGUUCCAAGUAUUAUCACCUAUAACUCUAUGAUUGGAGGGUUAUGUCAAUCAGGAAAAACCGAUCAAGCAAUAGACAAGUUGAAUGAGCUUUUGGAGAGUGGCUUGGUCCCAGAUGAGACAACCUAUAAUACAAUUAUUCAUGGAUACUGCCGGGAGGGACAAGUUGAGAAAGCAUUUCAAUUCCACAACAAAAUGGUUGAGAAAUCUUUUAAGCCAGAUAUAUUUACAUUUAAUAUUCUUCUUCAUGGGCUUUGUAGAGAAGGCAUGCUUGAAAAGGCUCUUAAGCUAUUCAAUACAUGGAUUUCAAAAGGAAAAGCUCUUGAUGCAGUUACAUACAACACAAUAAUAUCAAGCCUUUGCAAAAAUGGCAGAUUUGAGGAAGCAUUUGAUAUUCUUGCAGAAAUGGAAAAGAAGAAGCUUGGGCCUGAUUGCUAUACAUAUAAUGCAAUUAUUGGUGCACUUGCUAACGCAGGUAGGAUCAAAGAGGCUGAAGAGUUCAUGUCCAAAAUUGUGGAAAUGGGGAAAUUGGAAGACCAGACAUUACCAUUGAAUAAAGGACAACAUAUGGGAACCAGUGAGACUCCUGAAGAAUCUGAUCCUAAUUCUAUUACCUUUUCAGAACAGAUUAAUGAGUUGUGUUCUCAAGGGAAGUACAAGGAUGCAAUGCAAACUUUUCAAGAAUCAACACAGAAGGGCAUUACUUUACAUAAAUCUACCUAUAUUAAUUUAAUGGAGGGACUUAUCAAGAGGGGAAAGAGCAUAUCCAAGGCUGUUGUAUUAUAGAGAAAUUUUCUUUGGCUGUUCUUGACCUAGAAUAGGUUCAGACAGCCCAUCAUUGCCUUCACAACUAUUUAUAGGGAUUUGAACCUAACGAGAAUGUUGAGGUAACUAUGCAUGUUGUCGAUGUGGUGAUCCCGAAUGAAUGGGUUUUGAUAGUCAACUUCAAACUUUCUUGGCAUGAAAGCAAUCUUCUGCAGUUGAAAGACAAGGUUGGUCCUUAUGACACCAGUCGGUUUGGUAGAGUUAGGAACCCACACUAAUGAAAAUUGAACAAGCAGCAAUGUAAAUGGGAACAGUGAACAGAAAAUUUUGUAUUAAAUGGAGUGAUGGCUUCACAACUCUUCUUCUAUCUUGUUGUCCACUUGACAAAUUCUGAAUGAAGGAGCUAAAAGAAACAAGCUCUCGAUCAACAAUGCCUGAAACAGCCCCCUGGGAAGAAUCCCCAUGCAGAUAAAUGUUAAGGAUUUCUACCUCACCCCUGGUCAUUUAUGACAAUGUUCUUACAAUGGUACUUUCCUAUAUAGUACUCCAGACACAUUUGUCAAAAAAUCUUUAGUUCGUGCCAGGAAAAUCUACAAGAUCAGGCACUUGGGGAUGAUGAUGAUGUGUAACAAGUACAACCCACUGAAGCCAUUGGGGCAGCAUAAAACACGUACAAGAAUUGGUGUAAAAUUUUUUCUUUUUAAUUCACCAACUGUAUUAUGUUUUCUACAAAUUGUUUUAUGGGUGGGCCAACUGGCAUUCCAGCAUUGCUAUGUGUGUUCUUUUGCAGUCUCUGAAUUGAUUUAUUGAUUCAUUGAUUGACCAGAAGACACAUAUGCUGACUGUGUGUACAUAAAUUGUGAUAAAUGUUUAUGCUGCAUUAUAUUUAUAUUUAUUUUGUAUAAUUGAACUGUAUGAUAGCAGGCGGGGGAGGAAAUCAGCAAAUACUGAUUAUGCUUGCUUCAGAUAAUGUCUAGAUGUCAUAACUAGGAGUAGGAAGGAAAGAGAAAAGAAUUAGAACAAACUGCUUUACUGAGGAUUGGUUCCUUAUUGAUGUUGUUUUGCACUGUUUGGCGACCUUCUUUCGUUUCCUUCCACAAAUUUUAAUUAGAUUUGUUUUGUUAUUAAUGUACUAUAUGAGAUGGAUAUUCUCUGUA
This is a messenger RNA of Manihot esculenta (cassava), 3631 nucleotides long. RefSeq names its product pentatricopeptide repeat-containing protein At2g16880. The record is from RefSeq and is a predicted model, not a curated record. Bases 12 to 2495 code for a protein of 827 amino acids. The transcript is spliced from 3 exons. NCBI's taxonomy places the organism in Eukaryota, Viridiplantae, Streptophyta, Magnoliopsida, Malpighiales, Euphorbiaceae. Gene Ontology annotation, molecular function: protein binding.